AUGGGCUGGAAGCAGACAAGCGUUGCGCCCUGGAGCGGAAUUGCUACUUGUAGACAAAGUACCCCAGACUCGCAUCAAUCCGGGGAACCCGCCAAACGCAUCGACUCUUGCAUCCCUAUUCCCAGCGUUCUCAUCGCACGAGCAAGGCGAACCACGCUUCGCUUUUCCAUCGCCGUAAAGUCCUUGCAGAGAAAAUGCGUGCGAAGGAGCGCUGCGCUGAGUACUUCUGCGGCCCGUCGACGGCCGGAGAGCCGCCGAGCCAGCCUGGAGCUGAGGGAUCGGCGCAGAUGGACGUUGCAGAGCGCACCAGCGCCACUUCCGGAGGCUGCGGGUUGCUCAACAACGGAUGCUGUUUUCGUGGGCUCGUGGGUGGGUGAGGUUGGCCAACAGCAUCUGUGUCAUGGUGAAUCUCUGCUUCUCUACUUUCGUUUGGUUGAAUUUAGGUGCAAUGUGACGCUACAAUCUCGAUGCACAGCUCCUAGAUUCCUGCGGAACAGCCCGGUCGACUGUGGUGGCAGCCCUUCACUGGACCUGACACAUCAGGUCCUCACCGCUUCGCGUACUCAAGGAUGA
Didymella exigua CBS 183.55 is the source of this 573-nucleotide messenger RNA. RefSeq lists its product as uncharacterized. The record is from RefSeq and is a predicted model, not a curated record. Lineage: Eukaryota; Fungi; Ascomycota; Dothideomycetes; Pleosporales; Didymellaceae. The transcript has a single exon. Bases 1 to 573 code for a protein of 190 amino acids.